UUUUUAAUUGAACCCGUGAAUAAUGAAGAAUGAGUCACCAAUUUUGUGACACAACGACAAUUUUCCUCUCUUUUAAACAUAAACAUUUUCUUGAAAAAGGAAGAUGUAAAGUAUAAUCGCGAUGUUCAUAUCUGUAGGAUGGAUGAACAAUCAUUAAAUGAGUUGCUUGAAUGCUCUGUGUGUCUUGAACGUUUAGAUCACACAAGCAAGGUUCUACAGUGUCAACACACAUUUUGUAGACGUUGUUUGGAUGAAAUUUAUAGCACAAAACGCGAGCUUCGUUGUCCAGAAUGUAGGACUUUAGUUGAAGUACCAGUGGAAGAGCUACCCUCAAAUAUUUUGCUCAUUAGACUGUUGGAAGGAUUAAAAACAAAAAAAUCUGAGCGAUGCAGGUCUCCACGGAGAAAUCAAGAACAUCCCUCUUUUGGAGAUCAUACAUCAAAACAGCAGAGUGGCACUUCAAGUCAGCCGUCAGCCAGAGCAUUGUACAAUUAUGAAGCUUCAGAACAAAGUGAUCUAUCUUUUAAGAAAGGGGAUGUAAUAUUACUCAAGAGACAGGUAGAUGAGAAUUGGUAUCAAGGUGAAUCAAACAACCAGCAAGGAUUCUUUCCUGCUUCCUACGUUAAGGUGAUUGUACCGUUACCUGUGACUAUACCGCAGUGUAGGGGGCUGUAUGAUUUUGAUGUCGAGGAUGAGGAGGACAAGAAAGAUUGUCUUUGUUUUAAAAAGGAUGAAAUAUUGACUGUGAUAAAAAGAGUGGACAGCAAUUGGAUUGAAGGGAAGAAGGGAGACAAAAUUGGAAUAUUUCCAAUAUCUUUUGUUGAGUUGAAUGAUAAUGCAAAAGCCUUGAUCAGUUCCAAGAAUUCCACCAACAGUUUGGGUGGAGGUGAUCUUCUGUCACCCCAUAACACCCAGUUUCUUAACCCCGCCUCUUUGGCGGGACAACUUCCACAACAGAAGCGACAUUCAUUUACUGCCAUGCAGGACACACCCACUCAAUACCAACAUAAUCGCAGAUCUCUAGAGUUGAGCAGCAAAGGAAAUCUAGUGAUCCCACCAACGUCUGCAUCAGGCCAAGUAAGAUCCCCACCCCCACUUCCAAGGACAGGGCCAGAGAGGUCUCUGAAUGUCACAGACCAGGCGGGGGGAAGCAGCAGGGAGAAGACAUCAUGUAGUAGGGGAGCUACACAACUGCAAGAAAACUCCAGUAUGGGGUCUUCAAAAACUAAAAUCUUUGUUGCCCUUUAUCACUACAAACCCCAGAAAGAGGACGAGGUUGAAUUAAGAAAGGGAGAUUACUAUAGUGUGAUAGAGGCAUGUCAAGAUGGAUGGUUCAAAGGUCGAUGUCUCAAAACUGGCAAAGCUGGGGUCUUCCCUGGAAAUUAUGUACAGCAAGCCAGAUCUCCUUCUGCUGGAGGUGCUCCCAAUAAUGUCCAGAAUGUACGUGCCAAAACAUCAUCAUCCAACUCAAAAUCUUCAUCAAGACAGGAAAUGUCCUCCAGACAAGAACAGCCAGGUUCUGUCAGACAAGACAACAGUGUACUACAUAAACAGGUGCCCCUAACCUCCUCAAGGCUAGAAGGUCCUCCUUCGUCAUCCAGACAAGAGUUGUCUGCUGCCCCUGUACCUACAUAUACAUCAUCAUCAAGUUUAUCGUCAGGAUCACAGGUGCCUCCAGUCAAGUCUUCUCAUAAACCUCAUUCUCAUCCCCCUUCCUCAGCUUCCCUGUCCACAGAGGCUAAUCCUGACAGAAUCUUAAAUUCCCAAAUGUUGUCCACGUCUCAUACUGCAGAUCAUUUGUCAUCACAAGCUAGAAGUGUACCCAAACCUGUAUAUGUCAAAGCAUCCAAAAUGAGUCCUUUGAGAACUGCUUCAUCUGAUGUGCAGGCAUUAGCUGCUAACACAGUGGUUAUACCACCUAACUCAGUGAUAAGUAAGACAGGACCAGUGGUGGGUGGAGUCAGUGGUCCAGUGUCUGUGGUCCCCAGUGCACAGAUACCAGAUGCUGUAGGUGCUUCAGGGGAAUCUUCAUCCUCAAACAAGAGAGAGAAAAGAGAGAAAGAAAAGAUAAGCCUUGUGAAGAGACUGACUUCUGGGAAAAAUAGGAAAGCCAGGUCAACUCCUCCAGACAGUGAGGGAGCUUUACCCUCAGGAAAAGUAGCCCAUACAAGAUCCGGAUCCUAUCCGUCUGAGGUGGCCACUUCUGUGGAGGGACAACAUGUCAAGACCGGAUCUUUUGAUUCCUCUGUACACCCUCCUCACGGAUCGAAACAGAGCAAACAAAAGUCCCUCAGUCGAGAAAAAUACAGAUGUAAGGAGCCUUAUCCUGCACAACACGUGGUAGAACUGGACUUAAUGGUGGGAGACAUUGUUUAUGUGACAAAGAAGCGCGAGGAUGGCUGGUUCAAGGGAACAUUACAGAGAAGUGGAAAGACUGGUUUAUUUCCAGGAAGCUUUGUGGAAAAAGUGGAUUUAUAGGAUCAAUAGCAUUACUUCUGUAGGGAGAAUUUGACUAAAUAUUCAAUUGCAGAACUUUUCAAGGCAAAGGAGAAUGGAAAGUAUGAAGACUGUGGAUUAUCUUACUGCAGGUUCGCUUAACAGAAUUUUAAAAAUGCAGUGCAGUGAUUUUACAAAGUAGACCUGAUACAAAUGUGAUAGUGCAGUUGAUGUAUUUUUGUACAGUGGAAAUUGCAUUAAGUUUAUCAUAUUAAGUAAGGUUCAUACAAACUUCAGGUUGUGUCUUAAUAUUAAGAUGUAUUUAUUGUCAUCCUUUUCUUACACAAAUGUGCUAUUGUACUUUAAUACAAUUUCUUAUUAUUUAGUUGUAACUGCCAUUUUGUGCAUUUUUGUGUUAAGAUAUUAUUGAUGCAAUAUUUUUGAAUAUUGAGUUUGCCUUUUUACAUGUAUGUUCAUGUGUUAGUUAAAUAACAGCUUAAAAAUUUAGGAUGUAAACAUCAAUGUUACUUUCCUUUUUUAUAUACAAGUAACUCUCAUUCACUAUUAUUAAUACUAAGGGCAUUUUAAGUUUCUGGUGAGGUAUAGUGAUUUUUUUUCCUUAUUUUUCUGAUUGAGCUGUAUGUUGUUAAGUAUUUAAGGCUGUAUUGAAUGUUUCCCUUUACAUAAUUGAUACUAUAAAAUGUCUUCCAGUCACUUUAGUUGUUUCACUUGAAUACUGUGCCAGGCUGAUUAUUACAUACAGUUUACAUACUAGUAACAUGUUUAUGUUAAAUAUUUUAUUGUUGGAAAGAAAACAUAAAAAGAUAUAACAGUGCCAUCCUAUAAUUUGUGUGACUAAUGUCUAUUUGAUAUAUGUGUAAUUACAAAAAUAUUCAGAUAAGUGAAAAGAUUUUAAAAAUGUCCAUUGUACAAAAUAAUUAUUAGUAUUUUGUGUAAAGACGUAAUGAUUGAUGCAUUCACAUAAACUGCGUAAGUUACUUAAAGCAUGCAACUUCCUUAUGUCAAAUUUAGAAAUUAUAUAUAUUUUUUUAAUUUGAUAACGUGACAAACAGAGCAUUGGACAUACUCAAAUCAGUGAUAUUUAUGAAGAUGUUGUGAUUUUUACAUUAUUUAAUUAUACAAGCAAUUAUUAGGUUAGUGCUUUGAAGUAUUUUUGAAUUGAUUUUAUCAGAGUUUCAUGUCUAGAGAAGGUUGUCUUUUUAAUUCUGUGUGUAGAGUUUCUAUGCAUUAUCGAUUUUAUUUUUCUCUGUUUAGCAUGGAGAUGUUUACUUGUCUAUGCAUUGUUUUGUACAAGGCUACAUAUGUUAACAUUCCAACUGAUUUGGUGUGUCAAAUUCUGGUUAUACCCCUAGAAAAGACCAAAUAAAAAUGAGAUUCUCUAAA
Molecule: messenger RNA, 3840 nt
Organism: Saccostrea echinata
Lineage: Eukaryota; Metazoa; Mollusca; Bivalvia; Ostreida; Ostreidae
Product: E3 ubiquitin-protein ligase SH3RF3-like
Exons: 14
Coding region: 139-2478 (779 amino acids)
Biological process (GO): protein ubiquitination; positive regulation of proteasomal ubiquitin-dependent protein catabolic process; positive regulation of JNK cascade
Molecular function (GO): protein binding; metal ion binding; ubiquitin protein ligase activity
Source: RefSeq, a predicted model, not a curated record